This is a messenger RNA of Cryptosporidium muris RN66, 3513 nucleotides long. Its product is annotated as ribosomal RNA large subunit methyltransferase J domain-containing protein. Gene Ontology annotation, molecular function: methyltransferase cap1 activity. The transcript has a single exon. Lineage: Eukaryota; Apicomplexa; Conoidasida; Eucoccidiorida; Cryptosporidiidae. The record is from RefSeq and is a predicted model, not a curated record. Gene Ontology annotation, cellular component: cytoplasm; nucleus. Gene Ontology annotation, biological process: 7-methylguanosine mRNA capping. Bases 1 to 3513 code for a protein of 1170 amino acids.
AUGGCAAAGCCAGAAUUUAGAAUAUACAGCUUUCCUGUGAGUGAAUCAUUAAGGCUACAGAUUCCUAUUUCUGAAGAGCCAUGUGUAUUAUGUAUUAAGAAACAAGUUGACUGUUAUUGCAGAAGUUUUGAAGAGAAUAUUGGAAAGUCCGAAGGAUAUAGCAUAGAAGAAUUGGAUUUAUUAAAAUCUCAAUUAGAUGGUGUGAGAUCUGAACUUAAUUCGAUUGAUAUAGAGAUUUGGCAAGAUUUUACCAGGUCUACAAAUAUAGCUCAGGAUAUAAUCUAUAAGCUAAGAAAUAUUCCUAUUGAACUCCCAACAACUGGAUGGUGCAAAUUAUACGAGAUAUUAUCUUUUUUUAGGUGGUAUGAAAUGAUUAAUGAGAAUGAGUACAGAAGUAUGCAUUUGUGUGAAUGCCCAGGAGGGUUUAUUUCUGCUUUGAAUCACUAUAUCCAUAACAAUGUUUUGAAUAAGAGACAAAGGCAGAACAAAGGAAAGAUACUAUGGGAAUGGAAGGCGAACUCAUUGAAUCCAUAUUAUGAGGGCCAUAAUCCAUAUAACGUACUAAAUGAUGAUAUAAUUUAUCGUGAUACUUACAGGGUAUGGAAUAUGGGUAUUGAUGAUAGUGGAGAUAUUACUAAUUGUGAUAAUAUCCACUAUAUAUGGUCAAAGACUUCGAAGAAUACAAAAAGCUGUUGGUUAGCUGAUUUAGUAACAGCAGAUGGCUCUAUAGAUACUCAAUAUAAUCCUAAUGAGCAAGAGCAAUUAACUUCUUGUAUUCAGUAUUGUGAGGUUGUAUGUGGCCUUGGUAUUUUACGUAAACAUGGAUCUUUAAUAGUAAAAUGCUUUAAUAUUUUUCAUCAUACUACAAUAUCCCUUCUUGCUUUAUUAUAUUACUGCUUUAACCAAGUACAUAUUGUUAAACCAGUUAUGAGUAAAGGUGGAAAUAGUGAGGUAUACAUUGUGGCUUUAAACUUCCAAGGUAUAAGAUCAAUUUUAUUAAAAUCACUGACUUUACAUUUUAAAGAAAAUAAAAGUAGAUUUAAUGAUAUCGCUUUAUUACCACGUGAAUGGGUCCCUCAAGAGUUUAUAAAGAAUUGUGUGACUGCUGGCACCUUGUUUUGCAAGUGGCAAAUUGACUAUAUAACAAGAAAUUUGAUCAAAUUUAGAUCUUUUAUACUAGAUAAUAAUGUACAGAAAAGAAGACUUUGCAAUGGUGGAAAUAAAGAAUUUGAAUAUCAGUUUUGCGAUAUUGUAGAUUCUGAUGAUGAAAAGGUUCAGAAGAAGCUAAAAGACUCACUAAAUACUUGCAGUGUAAGUAAGAAAGAAAGAAGGUUAUUUGCCUUAGAGUAUAUACAAAAAUUAGAUAUACGUAAUAUUUCACCAACACAAUAUAUAUUGCCGAACAGGGACACAAAGAGUGAAUUUAGAUUUUCAACUAGUUUAAGCCGGAAAGGUGGCGAUAGGAAUCGCGUACAGGGAAUUUAUAUUGAUCGCCAAUAUGCAUUUAAACUAUAUGAAGAUUUGCAGAAAACUAGAUCCAAACUUUAUUUUCCAUUGGUCUCAUAUAGACAGGUAGCACAAAAAUUAAAUACAGAUGGUUUAUUGCAAGAAAAGCUGUUAUAUUGGCAUGAAUUGUUAGAUAAUAGCCACAAUUUAGAUCAGGACCAUGUUGAGGAUUAUUUAGAAUCUGAAUUAAAUACAAUACAAAGUUCUGAUUUAAAUACACAAACUCCUCAUUCUAAUAAUAAUAUUAUAAAGAUUCCAAUAAAGAAGGAGAUUAGUGUAGAUUCAAUGUUUACGAAAACUCUUCCCUUAGAUAAAUAUCCUAAAGGUAUUAAACCAAAUUGGUUGGACUGGUCAAAGGAUGACACAACUUAUCAAAGACUUAUGGAUAGAGUAAAAAGUCAAGUUUACAUGUUUGAGACUGAUCACUUUUUUAAUAAAGUACAAUCAUUCCCAAGCUUUGCAUUGCAGAUGUCUCCAUAUUGUAAUGAUGACAUCAUAAGACGCUAUUGUGAGACAAUAAUAGCUGUGAAUACGCCACUGAGAAAUAUAUCAUGUGGAAUAGAUACUUUUUAUGGCACUAAUUUAUAUCACAAUAAGGAAGGUCAGAAUGUUGUCCUUCCAUUUGACUUUAUUAAAUUCUUGGGUACAGAAUUUAAUAACUCACACAAUACAUCUAACUCAGUUGACCCUUUAAUAGAUAAUAUUAUAUCAGUCAAUGAUUAUCCUUUAUAUUCACAAAUACCAGCAAAUAGAAAUAUAGUAGCGUUGUUUGAAUCUUUAUGUGAAUUAAAUAAGGUUUUUGGUAAUAGCACAUCUAUGACUGAAUAUUUGGCUAAACGUGGGAAAUAUCUUGAAAUAUACAAUGGGACAUUUGGAGGAUAUUAUGAGUUAUUUCCUCUUUCUUAUAUUAUGAAUAUUAUUUCGUCUGAGUAUCAUGGUACUAUAUUGAUAGUCUCGGAUUUAGAAGGUCAUUUGUCAUUUGUAAAUAAUUUCAAUGAAGAAAAGUCUUCGGGAAAAAAUAUCCCUAGGAAACAAAAUGAUAAAGUUAGGAUUAUCGAUAUAUCUAAGGAAAUUAGGUUCUGUAGUCAAUAUAAACAAGUGUUGAAUGCAGUCACAAGUGACUAUAUGAUCCAAAAAUUUGAUUAUGAUUUAAUAUUUAUUGAUCCUUUUUGCCACAUUAUUCCAACAUAUUCUAUUGGACAGUUUGAAAUUGAGUGCCACAACGAAUUUGUUUCAGACUUAAUGAUUGCUCUAAAUAUGAUUAGAUUAGGAGGAGAUAUGGUUGUUGUAUUAAAAUCUUGUUUAACACGUUUUACUGCUGGUUUACUAUUGAUUUUGAGCCUAGUGUUUGACAAAAUUGGAAUACACAGACCACUCUCAUGUUCUUCUCCAUUAUUAUCAUCAAUGCAUUUACUUUGUUCAGGGUAUAACGACUCUUCUAAUUCAAUAGCAAGGCACUUUUUACAAUAUCUAUGGGAUGUUUCAUUCGUUUAUAAUAAAGAAAAGUUGGUCAUAAAUCAAUGCGUCCCUCCAACAUUAUUUGCUUCAGAUUACUUUUUAAAGUGGCUGAGAGAUAUUAACCAAGAAUUUAUAUCUCAGGAUAUUGAUUUAUGGGAAGCUGUUAUAGAACAACAAGGAACUUCAGAAGACACAUCAAAAGAUGGCUUGUAUAGUUGGACAAAAAAGGGAAACAUAACUAAUAUCCAGAGAGAAACAUUAAGGUUUAUACUGUUAGGUAAUAUAAGUAAUGAUAUUGAUAUUAAUAACUAUAAAAACAAUAUUAAUGAAAAAGCUGAAGGUGAGAUGGAUUUAUUAGAAAAUGAUGUAGACAACUUUAAUUCUACAAAUAUAUCCGGAAAUUGUUCCGAAAAAAUUCAAGCCGAUGUAUGUGAUUUAUUGAGAAAGAGUGAAUCUAUAGUUAUCAAUUCAUUUGAUGAUAAUAUACCCAACAAUGAAGAUAUUGAUCCUUUUGAAGAAAAUACACCUGAUGAGAUUGAUCCAUUUUAA